Messenger RNA from Octopus sinensis (East Asian common octopus), 1698 nucleotides. RefSeq lists its product as uncharacterized. The transcript is spliced from 3 exons. Lineage: Eukaryota; Metazoa; Mollusca; Cephalopoda; Octopoda; Octopodidae. The record is from RefSeq and is a predicted model, not a curated record. The coding region runs from base 1 to 1698 and encodes 565 amino acids.
AUGCCGACAUUGUAUAAACUUGUCACCAAAUGUGUUAAUGUAAAACUGGCUGAUUUUGUCGAGGCAUUUGGCCUAAUUUCAGACAACCAACUUGGAACGAGGAAGUAUUGUCAAGGCGCCAAGGAGCAAGCUCUCAUUAACCAAUGUUUGAACAAGGAGUACGGGAAUGGCCUUUAUUCUGCUUGGGUCGAUGUGAAGAAAGCAUAUGACUCAGUUGAUCAUGAUUUUUUGUUUCACGUUUUGGAUUGUUCUGGAAUCCCGCUUUGGAUCGUGAACUUUGUGAAGAGCGUAGUUAAGAAGUGGGCAGUAAAGCUGCAUAUGGAAGGUAGAAGAAUUGGAUCAGUGAAGUUAAACCGAGGAAUUUUACAGGGAGACUCAUUGUCUCCUUUACUAUUUGUUAUGGUAUUAGAUCCUCUAAGCAGGAUCCUUAAUUCCGUGUUUCCAAAACUUGAAAUUAACCAGGAAGAUCCCAAUAUGUUAACAUAUUCUACUAAUCAUUUGCUAUUUAUUGACGAUCUAAAAAUAUUUGCUCUCAAACAAGACACUUUACUCAAAAUGAUGGAAGCUGUUAACGGAUUUUUUAAAAUUGUUGGUUUGGAGAUGAAUUCAGAAAAAUCAGCGUCUAAUUUGGAAUCAUUACCAUGUUGUAAGACUAUUGACGGAAUCAAUGGAUAUCGGUAUUUGGGUGUACUUGAAGAUGGUGGAAGCAAUGUUCUUAAGAAUAGAGUUAUGGACUCUAUCUUGGAGAAUGUUAAGAAGAGGAUAACUAUGCUAUCGAAAACAAAACUCAACUCUGUGAAUCUGUUUCGUGCUAUAAAUGAAUAUGCAUUGUCACUAUAUAAUUAUUAUAUUGGGCUAAUCAAUAUUGAACCUUCUGAAUUUGAUGAUAUUGACAGACAAAUACGCCAAUUGCUUACGUCGCUCAGAUUACAUCUCAAACCUGCAAAUAAAGAGAGACUGUAUUUAAACCGGAAGGCUCUUGGAAGAGGGCUUUCAUCAGUUACUUUCAAAAGUGAACUAAUGCUCUUUCAGUUCCUUACGAGUCUGGAAAAUAUGUCAACUAUAUGCUUACGGAGGGCGGGGAUUCUGCGUGUAAUUAAAAUGAAUAAAUGGCAUUUGGCUAUGAUCGCAGGAUUUCUAUCCUCCAAAUAUGCAAUUAUUGAUAAGAAGAGUAUUACUAUGGAGUCUCUAAAGUCCAAAUGGCUAUCUAAUGGAAAUAAUGGGCCACGAAGCGAAGCAUUGUAUUGUCUUUUGCAAGAUCGAAACUUGUUCUUUGCAUCCGCUGACUCAUUAUGCAAUCAUUGUAAGAAAAGCAAGAAAACUGUUGACCACAUGGCUACUCAGUGUGGUAAAAUGCUCAACAGUGAUUAUCUCCGGAGACACAACGAAGUUGUGAAGUGUAUUCACCUUAACUUGUGCCGAAUGUAUGGACUCAAAAAAGCAAGACGAUUGAAGGGACAUUCUGUUCAGUCAACACUGUCGACGGGAAAAGUUGAAAUCAGGGUUGAUUCUACAAUCCUCACCGAAACAAAAGUAGAAUAUAACAAGCCAGAUAUCUUUGUCCACGACAAAGUCAGAAACGAAAUAAAUCUAAUUGAAGUGGGUAUUACUUCACAGGAUCGCCUCAAGCAAGUGGAGGUUGAAAAGUGUCACAAGUAUGACCUAUUGGCAAAUCAUAAUUAUGAAAUUCUUGAUUAA